AUGCUUCCCUCGACGCCCACCCUGUCCGAUAACCGGCCCCGGAUUCUCGUGCCAGAGAAGGUGUCUGCCGAGGGCCUGGCGCUGCUCCAAGAGCUCUACAAUGUCGACAACCGCAAGGGGCUGACUGCCGACGAGCUCAUCAACAUCAUCCAGGCCUACCAGGGGCUCAUUGUGCGCUCCGAGACCAAGGUCACGGCGGCCGUGCUGGCCGCCGGGCAGAAGCUCCGCGUCGUUGCGCGUGCCGGUGUGGGUGUCGACAACAUCGACGUCGACGCGGCCACGGCCAACGGCAUCAUCGUGGUCAAUUCGCCUAGCGGCAAUAUCGUGGCGGCAGCCGAGCACACCAUCGCGCUGCUGCUCGCCGUGGCGCGCAACGUGGGCCGGGCCGACGCUACGCUCAAGGCUGGCCUCUGGGAGAGGAGCAAACUCGUCGGCGUCGAGGUCGGCCGCAAGACGCUCGGCAUCAUCGGCCUCGGCAAGGUCGGCAUGAAGGUCGCGCGCAUGGCCAUUGGCCUCGGCAUGCGCGUCACGGCGCUCGACCCGUACGCCAGCCCCGACAUGGCGCGCCAGGCCGGCGUGCAGCUGGUCUCGGCACUGGCCGACCUGCUGCCCGUGGUCGACUUCCUGACCAUCCAUACGCCGCUGCUCGCCAGCACCCUCAACCUGCUCGGCGAGCCCGAGCUGCAGCGCAUGAAGCCGACCGCGCGCGUGCUCAACGUCGCCCGCGGCGGCGUCUACAAUGAGGACGCGCUGCUCAAGGGGCUCGACGAGGGCUGGAUCGCCGGCGCCGGGCUCGACGUGUUCACGGCCGAGCCGCCCAAGCCAGGCUCGGCCGCCGCGCGCCUCGCCGCCCACCCAAAGGUCGUCAGCACGCCCCACCUCGGAGCUAGCACUGUCGAGGCCCAGGAGAACGUCUCCAUGGACGUCUGCACCCAGGUCCUCGAGAUCCUGCGCGGCGGCCUCCCCACCGCCGCCGUCAACGCGCCGCUGAUCCUGCCCGAGGAGUAUCGUCGGCUGCAGCCUUAUGUGCGCCUAAUCGAACGCAUGGGCUCGCUGUACACGCAGCACUUUGCUGGCGGGCGCGGCGGCAGCGGCGGCGGCGGCGGCGGCGGCAUGAUCGGCGGGCGGCGGUUCGAGCUCGUGUACCGCGGCGAGCUGGCCGGCAUCAGCAACACGCGGCCGCUGUUCGCGGCGCUCGUCAAGGGCCUCGUCAGCUCCAUCAGCGACGCCGGCGGCCGCGACGUCAACAUUGUCAACGCGACCAUCAUCGCGCGCGAGCGCGGGAUUGCCAUUGACGAGAAGCACGUCCGCGACGACGCCGCAGGCGGCAGUGUCGUGACAACCUACGCGAGCCUAGUGACGCUGCGCAGCCGCGGGCCACACCCCGAGGCCACGCCUCCAUCAUCUCCGGCAGCCCAGCCGGAACAACAACAACAGCCACCACAACGCCAGGUAGAAGAGGAGCAGGUGAUCGAGGGCUAUGUCAGCGGGAAGGCCGUCUUCAUCUCCAAGUUGGACCGGUUCGCAGCUAACUUCCACCCGGCGGGCACGCUUCUGAUCUUACACAACUACGACGAGCCCGGCAAGAUCGGCCAUGUCGGCGGCGUGCUGGGCGGCCAUGGCGUCAACAUCUCGUUUAUGCAGGUCGCCGGGCUCAACGAUGCGGCGGCCGCCGUUGCAGCAGCUCCUGCCGCUGCCACGGUUGAUUAUGGGCCGGUGCUGCUGGAAGGUGAUGGUCACAAAGCCAGGGAGGCACUCAUGAUCCUCGGCGUCGACGGCGAGGUCACGCAGGAGGUGCUGGAUGAUCUGCGCAAGGCUGAGGGGAUUUUGGAUGUCAGUCUGGUUAAGCUCUAG
Messenger RNA from Lasiosphaeria miniovina, 1854 nucleotides. RefSeq names its product phosphoglycerate dehydrogenase. Gene Ontology annotation, molecular function: phosphoglycerate dehydrogenase activity; NAD binding. Bases 1 to 1854 code for a protein of 617 amino acids. The record is from RefSeq and is a predicted model, not a curated record. NCBI's taxonomy places the organism in Eukaryota, Fungi, Ascomycota, Sordariomycetes, Sordariales, Lasiosphaeriaceae. The transcript is spliced from 4 exons.